Helicoverpa zea (corn earworm) is the source of this 1545-nucleotide messenger RNA. RefSeq lists its product as uncharacterized. The record is from RefSeq and is a predicted model, not a curated record. NCBI's taxonomy places the organism in Eukaryota, Metazoa, Arthropoda, Insecta, Lepidoptera, Noctuidae. The coding region runs from base 512 to 1492 and encodes 326 amino acids. The transcript is spliced from 3 exons.
AUAAACCUUCCUCUUUAAUCACUCUAUCUAUCAAAAAAACCGCAUGAAAAUAGGUUGCGUAGUUUGGAAUAUUUAUGUGUACAAAGGAACACGUUGACAGAAAAAGCGACUUCGUUUUAUACUAUGUAGUGAUUAUAUAACAAACUGCAACAUAAGAGAACGCGACACUUAACAAUACCUACACAGCAGUUACCUCUCUCGUAGUUAAGUCACAAACAUCAAGUCACGCGCCAAAGCUAAAUAUUGUUGCAAACACCGGACGGUUAGGCAAACACCCUGUGUUUACAAACACGCGGCUUUGAACACAUCCUGUAGCUGCGGCUAAUGUCGCUCAUUUCCACUCGCACCACGGCCUACAAACAAGAAGCUGCUCAAAAUCGUGGCCGGAUACACCAGGAUAAGCCUCCAAGCUCGGCCGCCGCUCUGACGUCACAGCUGUCCACAACAUGUCCGCGCACACGUGACGGGAGAAGUGUAACACCUGCACGCACGAUAAGUACCAAAAUCAGAGAUGGAGCGGCUACAUUACAGACUGCUGUUCUUCACGUUGUAUUCCGUCCAGAGCCACGCCAUGGUGCUCAGAAACGACGCUCUCAUCUCUAAGAUGGUGUCAGACUUCCAGAAAGACAAUCCAAUGGCAGCAACACCGCGCAGCAACGACCAGCAACUACAGCAGCAACCUAAAGACGUAAUGUCCAUGAUGCAGAACGUGCUCUGCAGGAACUUCCCCACCAUCCCCUGCGACAUGAUCCAGGAGGACGACACGCUCAGGAACCUCAUCGAGCGUUCCAUACAGCAGCUUAAGUACAAGAAACUCUCCAUGGAGAAGACCACACCGCUACCCGGCUACCAUCUCACACUGUUCCCCACGGUGAACAGCGAAGACCUAUCGAACUUCCUUCAAGUGAGCGAUACUGGUUAUUACACUGGCAAGAAUAAACCAGAGAAAUCAAGAUCAAGGAGACAUAGAAAGAGACUAAAGAAUAACGCAGAGACACAACAGACUGGAGAGAAAGAAUCCAAGAAGAAGUCCAAAGCGAAGAAGGACAACUCGAGGACGUCGCUGUACAACGGCCGCAAGAAGAUCAGGAAGUUCUACCCGCACAAGAUAAAGUACAAAGACAAGCAGAAGGGAAGGAAGGACUUCGGUGACUACUCGGAGGAGAAGCUGUCGAUGUCGGUGGAGGUGCCGGACCUGAUGCCGGGGCCCGCGCCGCCCGCGCACAAGCGCAUGAACUACAAGGUGGACCCGGCGGACCCGCCUGUGUGGCGCAUCGACUAUAUGAAGCACGGCGAGCCCAGCAUCAACGCCUUCCCCUACGAGUCGGAGCGGCUGAAGGAGAAGCUCAUCAAGACGGGGCCCAACGUGAUCGUGUCUGACAACAUGCUGGAACAAGCGUCGCGCAAGGACGUGCUGCACCCCGACGUCUACAUCAGGAAGAACUUCGUCAGGAAGAACGCGCUCGACAUCAACUCCGCCCCCAUCGACUAGUACUGAGUCUACAUUUAUUUUAGGAAUUUUUCGAAUAAAGCAUAAAAGUUUCA